Messenger RNA from Ostrinia furnacalis (Asian corn borer), 2420 nucleotides. RefSeq names its product FLII actin remodeling protein (gene fliI). Gene Ontology annotation, molecular function: actin filament binding. The transcript is spliced from 14 exons. Gene Ontology annotation, cellular component: cytoplasm. The coding region runs from base 99 to 2420 and encodes 773 amino acids. Lineage: Eukaryota; Metazoa; Arthropoda; Insecta; Lepidoptera; Crambidae. The record is from RefSeq and is a predicted model, not a curated record.
AUGUCAAAAAGUCUCAUCAACUCAGCUGUCAAAUUGAUCGAGUAAAAGAAGAUGAAGUGGAGAAGUUUCUGUAUUUCUGAUAAUAAACUUGUAUAAACAUGGCAAACACAGGGUUAUUGCCAUUUGUUCGUGGCGUUGAUUUCACUAGUAACGAUUUCAGCGAUGAAAAAUUCCCAGAUGCUAUUAGAUAUAUGACUGGCCUGCAAUGGCUUAGAUUGGACAAAACUAAUUUGACAGACAUACCUGAAGAAUUAGGAAAGCUAAUGAAAUUGGAAAAUUUGUCAUUAAAAAAGAAUAGCUUGGAGAAAUUGUUUGGAGAAUUGACAGAGCUAAAAUGUUUGCGCUCAUUGAAUGUGAGACACAACAAAGUGAAAAGCUCUGGGAUUCCCGCAGAGUUGUUCCGCCUGGAAGAACUCACCACCCUAGAUCUAUCUCACAAUAGAUUAAAGGAAGUACCUGAAGGACUUGAAAAGGCUAAAUCAUUGUUGGUUUUGAACCUUAGUCACAAUAUGAUCGAAAGCAUACCACCGACUCUAUUUGUACAACUGACAGAUUUGUUGUUUCUGGAUUUAUCUAACAACCGCCUGGAGACUCUGCCACCUCAGACCAGAAGGCUGGCUAACCUGCAGACUCUAAUCCUCAAUGACAAUCCACUGGGCCUAUUCCAGCUUAGACAAUUACCAUCCUUGCAAAGUUUGGAAACGUUACACAUGCGCAACACACAGCGCACUGUAGCAAACCUGCCGACCUCUCUGGACACAUUGUCCAACCUUUCUGACGUGGACCUGUCCAAAAACGCUUUGACCAAAGUGCCCGACGCAUUGUACUCUCUGCAAAGUCUCAAGAGGCUUAACUUGAGUGACAACGAAAUCACUGAAGUGUCUUCAGCAAUGGACAUCUGGCAGAAGCUGGAAAGUCUAAACCUAUCGCGCAACAAGCUAACCUCGCUCCCGGCGUCUCUGUGCAAGCUGCAGAACCUCAGAAGACUUCACGUGGACGACAACAAACUAGACUUCGAGGGCAUUCCCUCUGGCAUCGGCAAGUUGGGAAACUUGGAGGUGUUCUCUGCGGCUAAUAACUAUUUGGAGAUGAUCCCUGAAGGGCUUUGCAGGUGCGGCUCCCUCAAGAAACUGAACUUAAGUUGGAACAAGUUAAUCACGUUGCCCGACGCGAUCCACUUGCUGAGUGACUUGGAAAGUCUUCAGUUGCACGGCAACCCGGAGCUGGUGAUGCCGCCGAAGCCGGUGGAGCGCGCGCGCGGCGCCGGCCUGCAGUACUACAACAUCGACUUCUCGCUGCAGGCCCAGCUGCAGCUGGCGGGCGCGGCCACCGCCGAGCCCACCACUCCCAGCAGUGUAAAAUCAGACCCGAUCGCCCGCAAGCUACGCCUCCGCCGCGGGCGAGCGGAGCCCGAGCAGCGCGACUCGGCGCUGAUCCUGCGCGGCAUGCAGGAGCAGGCCAACACGCAGCACGGCGACGAGCGCCUGGACCAGAGGAACAGCGAGCUCAAGCCGAAGCGCUGGGACGAAACGCUGGAGAAACCUCCGCUGGACUACUCGGAGUUUUUCGACGAGGACACCGGCCAGACGCCUGGUCUCCAGGUCUGGGAGAUCGAGAACUUCAUCCCGGCGCCCGUGGAUGAGGUAGCGCAUGGAAAGUUCUUCGAGGGCGAUUGUUACAUCAUCCUGAAGACUGCGAUCGAAGAGCAAGGACAGUUAUCUUGGGACAUUCACUUCUGGAUCGGCUCAAAAGCCACCCUGGACAAAGGCGCGUGCGCAGCUAUGCACGCCGUGAACCUCCGUAACCUCCUGGGCGCCAAGCGGACACAGCGCCACGAGCAAGGCGACGAGACGCCCGAGUUCCUGGCGCUGUUUCCCGCGCCGCCCGUCUAUAUCCAGGGCAGCCAUACGCCUUCUGGCUUCUUCACCGUAGAUGACCCGCACUACGUGACGCGGCUGUACCGCGUGCACGCGGCGGGGCACAGCAUACACCUGGAGCCGGUGGCGGUGCGCUACGACUCGCUCGACCCGCGCCUCGUGUUCGUGCUGGACGCCGGCCUCACUAUCUACUUGUGGAACGGCAAGAAAGCCAAAAACACGUUGAAAUCCAAAGCUCGCCUGUUCGCCGAGAAGAUCAACAAAGAAGAGCGCAAGAACAAGGCUGAGCUGGUGGCCGAGCCGCCCGGGAAGGAACCCGCGGCUUUCUGGAAGCUGCUCGAGUACGACGGCGACACGCCCUACGUGCCCGAGGAGCACGUGCCGAACGACUUUGCGUGGGCGAGCCCGCGUCUAUACCGUGUGGAAUUAGGGAUGGGCUACUUAGAGCUGCCGCAGCCCGAGGCAUGUGCCUUAGCACGCGGCGUUCUAGCCACGCGCAACGUUUACAUACUGGACGCGCACGUCGACUUGUUCGUGUGGUGA